Messenger RNA from Diaporthe amygdali, 1578 nucleotides. RefSeq lists its product as uncharacterized. The transcript is spliced from 2 exons. NCBI's taxonomy places the organism in Eukaryota, Fungi, Ascomycota, Sordariomycetes, Diaporthales, Diaporthaceae. The coding region runs from base 1 to 1578 and encodes 525 amino acids. Gene Ontology annotation, molecular function: carbohydrate:proton symporter activity. Gene Ontology annotation, cellular component: membrane. Gene Ontology annotation, biological process: transmembrane transport; carbohydrate transport. The record is from RefSeq and is a predicted model, not a curated record.
AUGGCAGAAAUCUCGGGCGUCCCUGUUACGGUUGACGCCGCGGUGGCAGGCCGCGCGGGGGUGUUUGCAUGGCUCAACAACGCCGGCAUCGUGAAGCUCAAUCUGAUCCUGGUCCUGUCGCUGAUCUCGAGCUACGCAACAGGCUUCGAUGGCUCCAUGAUGAAUGGUCUCCAGAGCCUGGACACGUGGAAGGCCUACUUUAACAACCCAGGCGCCAGUGAUCUUGCUCUUUUGAAUGCAAUCCAGAACGUGGGCCAGCUAGCUGCCCUUCCCUUCUGCGCCUGGGCCUGCGACCAUUUCGGGCGCCGGCCCGCUCUCCUGACGGGUGCAUCAGUAAUGCUGAUCGGCGUCGCCCUGCAAGGCGGCGCCCAGAACACGGGCAUGUUCAUCGCGGCGCGUGGCAUCAUCGGCUUCGGCCUAGCCCUCAACAUCACCGCGGCCCCGCUUCUCAUCAUGGAGCUAGCUUACCCCUCGCAGCGCGCCCCCAUGGUCAGCAUCUACAACAGCCUGUGGGGGCUCGGCGCGCUGGUCGCGGCAUGGACCACGUAUGGGACGUUCCGGCUGGGUGAUGACUGGGCGUGGAGGAUCCCCAGCCUGCUGCAGGCCCUGUCGAGUGUGGUCCAGCUGCUGUUGUGUUUCCUCGUCGAGGAGUCGCCCAGGUGGCUCGUCUCGAAGGAGAGGGACGAGGAGGCUGAGAAGCUGAUCGUCAAGUAUCACGCCAACGGCGAUGCGUCAGAUCCGGUCGUGGUGCUCGAGAUGGAGGAGAUUCGGACUGCUCUGCGCCUCGAGAUGGAGGCUGUGCGGUCCGCGUCGUACCUGGCCUUUUUCGAGACUUCAGGAAACCGCAAGCGGUUUUGGAUCGUGCUGUCUGUCAGCUUUUUCAGUCAGUGGUCGGGCAAUGGGUUAAUCUCGUACUACCUCACGCUUAUUCUCAACUCCGUCGGCUACACUGCAGAGUCCACGCAGACCCUCAUCAACGCUCUGCUCACGCUGUGGGGCCUCUUAUGGGGAAUAGCCUUCUCUCUCAUAGUCAACCGGUUUGGCAGACGAACGCUCUUCCUCACUUCUACUGCCGGAUUAUUGGUAUGCUAUGUCAUCUGGACCGGCCUCGAGGCAACAUAUGAGAUGUCUACCAACCUUAAUGACGGAGCUGGCGGCCCUAGCGGGAUUGCCAAGGGCGUCGUUGCCAUUAUCUUCAUAUACAACAUGGUGUUUGCUCUGGGUUGGGGAGUCCUGCAGGUUACCUAUGUUGUUGAAAUACUCCCUUUCAACCUUCGCGCCCGCGGCCUGGUCUUGUACAACCUAUUUGUUGCCCUGGCUCUGAUCUUCAACCAGUACGCGAACCCCAUCGGCGUGACAAACUCCGGCUGGAAAUUUUACAUUACGUACGACGUCUGGCUCCUGUUCGAGCUGGUCGUCGUCUACUUCCUGUUCGUCGAGACAGGCAAGCUCAGUCUUGAGGAAACUGCUGCAGUGAUCGACGGCGAAGAGAUGCAGAACAAGCUGGCUGCUGAAGUCAUCCGAAACACCGAGAAGAGCCUCGGUCUCUCAGAAGUCCAAGUGGCCGCCCAAAAGUAG